AUGGCUCUGCUGGCCUUUUGAAGGUGCAGCUUUUGGAGUUUGUGUAGGCGGGGGGGUGUGGGAGGCGUGGAGGCUGGUCCUGUGCCAGCGACUUAGAGGAGGAGAUAAGAUGUUACAAAUUGGUUGCAAUUCCUGCUGGUCCUGUAAAGCGGAGGACUGAUGGCAAAGAGCACUGUAACUAAACGUUUGUACAUUGUACGUUUUUCCCAAUGUCCACCUGGUCUACUUCCGGUCUUCUGUCCUCAACCAGAGUGUGACAAACGCUGCUAAAAUGUGGUGAUGGCGUUUGGCAUUUCCUCUUUGUUGCUCUUCAAUGGCAUCACUGAGGAGUCGCUGCCAAUUGCUUUCCCCCUGACAUUUUUCUGACAUUUUACCGUCUGGCCGGCCCACAGGAUGGCACAAGCUGUCCCAUCUGCAGCGUCUCAAGGGGGUCCCACCACCAUUUCAGCCCACGCAGCCCUCGCACACCAGGAGAGGUACAGGAUGUCCAAUCUUUGCUCUAAGUGCUAACCUUUUUGCUUUUUUGGAUUAAUUACAUGAAUGGACAUCUGCUGGUCCUGUACUGACAGCCUUUCUGUUUUUCUCUUCAUAGGACAUUUCACACAGCCGCAAGCAGAAAAAAUGAUCAAAGUCAAAGAGCUAAAUCACUUCAGGCUCAGGUUUGCUUACCAAAAUGAUCCCGAAUGAAUGAUUUGGGAUCUAAGAUAACCAUUAAUAAGCAUGCCAGAUGUUAGAACUCGUCAGAGAUGGGCAAACACUGGGUCCAAAUUAAUAGCCCGCAGGGCCGGUAUGUACAUUAUAUGAACAUUUCUGGGGGGCAUAAUAGAUGAAAAUAUGAGCUGGAAAUCUCGCCUUUAAAAUAUACAACAUAAAGUGGCGAGAAAGCCAUCAAUAUUGAAGAAAGCAAUAUUUGUCCUUGACCAAAAAUCACUCCAUACUCUCUAGUGUUACCAUAUCUGACUUACAGUGUGGAGAUAUGGGGAAAUAAUUCUAAAAACACACUCCGCUCACUAACAAUGCCACAAAAAAGGGCAGUUAGGAUCAUCCAUAAUGCUGCUCAUAGAGAACAUACAAACGCUUCAUUUUAAAAUCACAAAUGUGAGCGUUUGCUGAUCUAGUAAAUGUUCAAACCACUAAAAUUAAAAACAAUAACCUGCUACCCAAAAGUGUUGGGCAAUUCUUCUCAACAAGAGAGGAGAAAUAGGACCCCAUGGAAAAAUGAUACUUAAAACACACGAGAGCAACGCUAAAAAACGCCAGCGAUUUCAAGGAACAAUACAAGCAGUUCAUUAGUUCCUCAGUAACUAGUCUAAAUGUAUGUGCCUUAGUUCCUCAGCAACUACACUACUCAUUAGUUCCUCAUUAGCUCUUCAUUAGUUCCUCAGUAACUAGUCUAAAUGUAUGUGCCUUAGUUCCUCAGCAACUACACUACUCAUUAGUUCCUCAUUAGCUCUUCAUUAGUUCCUCAGUAACUAGUCUAAAUUUAUGUGCCUUAGUUCCUCAGCAACUACUCUACUCAUUAGUUCCUCAUUAGCUCUUCAUUAGUUCCUCAGUAACUAGUCUAAAUUGAUGUGCCUUAGUCAUUAGUUCCUCAUUAGUUCCUCAGUAACUACUGUAUUUUUAAAGUGUGACCAUUGCAAUUAGGAAUGUCCGAUGCACAUUUUUUAACAUCUGAUCCAAUCCGGUACCGAUCCUAUUUUUAAAAUUUUUUUAUUAAUAAGCUUUUGUUACAAACAUGAAUUUGUGGAAAUGAAUAUGGUUAUGAAAAUAGCUCUUCAAAGCAUUAGAAAUAAUGCAACCAAGGGCUUUUUUGUUACACAGUAUGAUCAACAAUAUUGUUGGACUUUUGUAGCAAACCUUUGUGAGUCAGUUCCCGAAUCCAACCAAAGAUACAUCCAAUAAAAAAAGUCCAUUCAAUAAAGGAUAAAAUUGGAAAGAAUGGGCAAUGCAAAAUACUUUCUUUUUUUUUGUCUAAUCAUUUGACAUGGUUAUGAUUUUGAAUAUAUGACAUUUUUUAACAAACUCUCUUCAGCGCAAUAGUAAUUUAUUGAUGGUCCCUAGUAAAAACAACCAGCGGUUAGAGCAGCACUUCCCGUGCGAGCGGUGGCUGAGCCAGAAAUUUUUCAUUUUUCGGUGGCCAAGGUGAGACCAUUACUCACAUACUGUAGGGGUGGCAAUAAGUUGAUACCUGAGAUAUUGAUACCUAGAUGGCCAGUGGGUGGCCGGAGAGUGACCAAGGGUGGUCACGGCCACCUUACGAACGUGACACAGCGACCGGAUCGGCCCGAUCCUGUAGCGGAAGCCCAUAUUAUCCGGUCUCCAAAAUACAGCGGAUCGGCAGGUGAUCCCGAUCCUGAAGUUGGAAUCGGGACAACUCUAAUUGCAACUGAUGUGAAACUGAUGGGGGUUAGGAUUAAAUUAGCUUUGCUUCUUCCUACUCCUUUUGGACAUGUGGAACUGUGAAUUGUAUGAAGUUAAGUUGUAUUAACCAAUACCUAACAUAAACAUAAACAGAACCGCCAACUGUCUCUGACAUCACAAAACUGAUACCUGAGGCAAUACCAACGUUCAUCGGUGGACCUCUCGCAAACAUCGACAGGAGGAUGAACAAAUUGAACACAUGGCUGUCCAAAGUCAUGCGAGUGCAGAGGACUGCACUUCAUUGAGAAUUUCAAUCUCUUCUGGAGAAGAGAGGAUCCUUUAAAGGGAAAAGGCCCACACCUGAACAGAGGUGGAGUGAGACGACUGACGGGUAACCUCCUUCACGCUUUGGGGCAAAGGAGGUAGAAGGAAGUCUGGGCUUCCCUGCCUGGGUGGCGCGUUGAACUGUCAGAGGGGGCGUGAGCGGCAUGGAGGACUUUCAAUGUUAGUGCAGACCUGCCAACGCGUAUGAAUUUAUCGUACUCGCCAUGCAGUUUGACUCUUAAAUACGCUUGUGUGCUUCACUGCUCUCCAUUUUGUUGCGUUUCACCGGUUUCGGAUUUGAGUUCUGUCUGUACAGUGCAGAUAAAUAAAAAGAUAUCACUUUCUCAGUGGGCAGGGGGCGCUGGGGCGAAAACUGUUCUGUCCCCCAAUGGGGACAUGGCAGAAAAUAAUUGAGAACCGCUGAUUUAACUGAAGUCCGAUGCACUUUUAACUUGUAGUCUGCCAAGAACGUCGCGAUCUCACCAGCAUCGGUGUUUGUUAGCGACAUCUGACACGGAUGACCUUGCAAGGUUUGCAUUUUGUGGGGAAACUAUGCAGAAAAAAGAAAGCCAAAUGAAGAUGCUUUAAAACUAUGCGUGUGUGAAUUCUUUCGGAUCUCUGAGCUGUGAAAACACUUAAAUCCGUCAGUUUGGACCCGCUAGCAGUCCAGCAGAGCGUGUCAAGGUUCAUGCUGUCUUAUCAUAAACCCCAAAACAUCUUCUCCUCGGAGAAACCCUCACAGCUAUAAAACAUUUCCUUCAGCUUCCCGCUCUCUUAUUGCUCCCAGUGUGCAUGUGUGAUGUAUUAUUAAAUAAAGCAGGCAUGCGUUUAAUACACAACACUAUCAAAGUGCAUAUUUAAGAUUUGCUUCUUUAUCUCUCAUACCCCCGACAGUUUCCACUCGCCCGCAUUGGAUGGAGCGUAGCUGCAAUCAUUUGUGCAUUCCUUACGUAACACGUCCAAUGAUAGAGAAUCAAACACAAAGUCACACCUGAACAAGGAGUUAAACAGGCAGGAUUUGCAUUUGUGUUCAAUGAAUCUAGUGGUGCUCUGGGGAAGCUUUUAAGCUUAUUACAGCAGUGGAUCAUGGGAGGAAAAUUCAUCAGAUAAGCCUCUUAGGGCAUCCUUUAUUUUCUCCAAGCUCUGCAGCAAUAUUUGUUCAGUAAAGCAGAGAGGGACAGUUUCCCGCUUUGCAGAAAUCCUUCUGUGACCCAACUGCAAACACAAAUGUUAAAAUUCAACAGCAGUCGCAUAAAAACUCCACAACUGUCAAGAACACAGCCUUCCCUAUUUUAAACAAUUGAUAUUAUAAUUAGGACUGUCAAAUGAUUAAAAAUGUUUACCAGAUUAAUCACAGUUUUCCAAUUAAUUAUGAUGAAGAACCAUUUGCAACUGUGUCUGAAAUAUAAGCAUUUUAACUGUAUUUUAAUUACAAAAAAUAAAUAUUAUACACAUUUUUAUCAACAGCACCAAAUGAACUGAAAAUGUAAAGCUCAAAUUUUAACAUAGUUAACUAAAUUAGUUACCGUACCAUGAACGCAUUAUUUUGAGAAAAGCACUCCGAGAGCGCAGACCUCCGCCAAGCGCCAUAGUUCCCCCAUAUUGUGAUUUGCAUCAUAAAUAUUACUCCUACAUUUAUUUUAUUUACAUAUUUAGAUUGCUAAUGUUAGUAUGCUAGCAGUGCUAACAUGCUAAUGUUAGCAUGCUAACACCUAGCAUAAUAGUGGUGUGUGUUUAUAUAAGUGUCUAGCUAUGAAAAUGGCUAAAAAUGCUACUAUGCUACGUGUUAGCAUGCUAAGUGCUUAUACAUGUCUCGCUAUGAAAAUGGCUAAAAAUGUUACUAUACUAAUGUUAGCAUGCUAACACCUAGCAUGAUAGUGCUUAGUCUUUAUACAAGUGUCUACCUAUGAAAAUGGCUAAAAAUACUACAAUACGAUAGCGCAAUGUACCGGGAAGGUUUAAUGUCCCGAAUGAGUUGAGAAUUUUUACUUUGAAACUGUCUGAAUCGGUUGAGAAAUGUGAAAGUAGCUAGAACUCUUUAGAUCAAAGGCAUUUUGCGUUCUGAAAAAUGGGAAUGUCAAGAAAAGUGAGAAUUCCUGGUAUGUGACAAAUGGCAUAAAUGUCCUUAAUUAGUUGAAUGCUUUGAUGUUGGAAUGGUCUGAAUCGGUCGAGAAAUGCAGAAGUAGCUAGAGCUCUUAAGAUCAAAGGCAUUUUGUUUCCGGAAUAAAAAAUGUGGGACUUUUCAUGCUGUGUCUAAUAGCAUGAUUGUCUUGACUUUGUUGAAUGAGUUGAUGUUGGAAUGUCUUGAAUCGGUUGAGAAAUGUGGCAGUAGGAGCAGGUAUUAAUAAUUAGUUGGAGGGAACCCUGCUGAAAAAAUCAGCAUAGACCACCAUGGAAAUGAUGCUGGUCAGUGCUGGUCUAUGCCGGUUUGGUGCUGCUUUAGCUGGUGGUCAGUGCUGGUCUAUGCUGGUGGACCAUGCUGGUCCCAUGCUGGUAUGCUGGUCACCAGCAUACCAGCACGAAAACACAGCAUAUGAUAGUCAUGCUGGUCAUGCUGGUAGCUGAUCUUUGCUGUUUUUUCCAGCAUGGAAAAAGGUGAAUUUGGGGAAAAUUUUUAAUUUUGUAUCACACCCAAAAUUUCAUCAGUUUUUCCAUAUCCCGUUUCCGACAAUUCCUGAAAAUUUCAUCCAAAUCCAUUCAGAUCUUCUCAAGUUAUUUUGAACACAGACAAACAGAUACGCCGGCAAAACAUAACCUCGGCGCUGCGCGUGUCGGAGGUAAUAAAUAGAUACUGUGAUCCUUGUUGUAUAAUGUGGGCUUGUUGUAAAGUCUCAUGUAUACGAUGUUGUUGAACGGCUGUUCUUCUAAACAUGAGCUAGAUGAUGUCUAGAUAUACUGUAUGUCCAUCAGAACAUUGAUGAAAUGAAAGGUUUGUGUUAAGAGUUACAGAAUGAGCUUAAGAAGAAGUGUGUUCGCUGCUGCUAAAGACGUUUGCUUCAUCUCUUUACAAAAUAAACUCUUUCAAAAUGGCAUAAAACUAAUGAAAACUCUCCAUGAAUCACUACCUUCUUGUGCUGAUGGAAGGUUUACUUCCAGGACCUUCUCAGUGCCACCGAUACACCUUGUGUUUGAUGACAGGAACGUAGACAUUCCUGAGGUGAUGUAGUAAAAUAAAAGAUCCUGGUGGAUGAGUUGGGUGGCUGACGCGUCUCUUCAACAUCGCAUUGGAAGAAGAGUAGCUGGAGGAUCACACUCCUCAGCCUCAGUGCUGAAGAGAAAGGUACGUGUGAAGCUUCUGGGAUGAGACUCACCUCCAAAUACGAGGCCAUGGUUCUCAGUUGGAAAGGAUGGACUGCGCCCUUUGGGUUGCGAGUGGUGUCUUUCCCCAGGUGGAGGAGUUCAAGUAUCUUGGGGUCUUGUUCAGGAGUGAGGGAAGGUUAGAGCGUGAGAUCGACAGGCGAAUCGGCGCAGUGUCGGCAGUAAUGCGGUCGCUACCAGACCGUCGUGGUGAACAGGAACGCAAAGCCCUCAUUCUACUGACUGAUCAACAUUCCUACCUUCACCUAUGGUCAUGAGCGUUGAGUGGUGAUUGAAAGAGCAUCGAGAGGAACAUGUGGUCCAGAUUCCUUCCGGAUAUGCCCAGCUGGGAGGAGACCCUGGGGCAGACCUAGGAUACGCUGGAGGUGUUAUGUCUCAUAGCUGUCCUGGAAACGCCUCAGUGUCCCCCCAGUGGAGGUGGAGGAGGUGGACGGAAACUGCUGACCCCACAACCCGGUCCUGGAUGAAAAUGGACGGAUGUCCAAUGGAAGUUCCAUUUUUGAUGUGUUUUUCCUUUUUCCUUGGCUUUUUGAGGCCUUUGCGGGUCAUUCUUCUGAAAGAAGAAUCAGUGUCAACAAGGGGUGUUCAGAGAAUGAGAAUAUGAGAAGAGACACAGAUUAUAGACCAGAAGUGACAUGAAGUAAGCAGGUUCACUCAUGAUUUCCAUUCCCAUCAUUUCCCAUCAGAAAUAGCAACAAAACUCAACAGUAUUUUCAUUGUCUCAAUGCAAAAUGAAAGAAAAGCCAUUAUGAUGAAUGUUUUAGAGGCAAAGCUAUUGCAGUACAUGUAAGAUGACUACCAAUACGUGAAAUGAAACCCAAAGACACACAAGUCAUUUCUCCUGAACUCUAACUUCUUUUUUGAGCUGGAUGACUUCUUCUCUCUCUUUUCGGGAUUUGGAGUGUUUACAUGCCUUUACUUACCCCCUGCUGCUUUUUUUGCCAUCUCAGUGUGAGUCCACAGGCUGGCAUGAAGCAGACGCAGCAUGCAUCUCACCCCCCCCAAAGAGAGCUAGCGCUCCUUUCGUACUCUUUCUAUGGGUGAUCUCUGCUGACCUUCACGUCCUGUCUGCGCCAUGGCUGCCUGGAGACGGACAACAAGCAGCAAGAAGACACUCUGACAAGUCCACAAAGAUAUGUCCAAGUGUGUGAGGAGCAUCCGAUGGCGUGCUACUACAUUGUGAUCAGUUCCACUCACCUGCGUGACGGACAGCUGAGGAGCAUCAAAGGAGUCUUCAGAGGACCAAUCGGAGCCAGUGGCCCAAAAAACACCGAGGAAGGAGACUCCAGCUUGUACUGCGAGCUGUGCGACAAACAAUAUGUGCGACACCAACAGUACGACAACCACAUCAACUCCUACGACCACCACCACAAGCAGCGGCUGAAGGAGCUGAAGCAGAGGGAGUUUUACCGAGCGCUGGCCUGCAGGAGACAGAGGAGGCGCAGGGAGGAGAGGAAGGAGGCGAGGCUGCUGAGGAGGCUUCAUCAGCCGCAUGAGGAGAAACAAGAAGGCGGAUGCGCUCCGGGUUCUGGGCCCAUGUUCCGCUCCACCACCGUGGCAGUCGACCCGGCGAGUCAAAGCAAUCGGCACCUAAUAGAGAACUGGGCCGACAUCCAUCCGAGCAGCAGCACUCUGGGGACCAAACCCCAAACCUCGUUCAUCGUCCCUCUGGAUGCUGCCAUAGGAAGCAGACUCCUGAGCGACGCAAGGUGGCCGUACCAGCAGCUGGACGCGGCCACCGUUAGAUCUGGUGACAUCACGAGGAAAACCGCUAAUGACACUAAGUUCCCUUGGGCCUCCGGUUUCUUAAGCAACACGGUUGGACCCACUAACAUCCCGGACAUCGCUAACGGCUCCAAUGACAGCCUGGAGGGCAACAAAAGCUCCGUCCCCAGCAGAGGGCGCCCUGUGUGCUUCUCGCUGCCCAAGAGGAGUUGUGUGCUUCUGCACCAGUCGGCUGCCGUCUUCAUCCAAGCUGCACGGGGUUCAGGUGAGACGACGCAAGAAAGAGGCAAAGAAUGUGGUGAUGAUCUGGCCACAAAGGCGGAUCAGAAGAUGAAAGCCAAGCUCUCUUUGUGCAAUGACCCUGAGACUCGAGCACAGGUCCAUGCGGGGGGCGGGACUGGGUCCCAGGAGAGUGGAAGCCAACCAACAGAUGGCAAGGAACCUGGAACUGAAGGCAUUGGUGAAAGUGCUACAGAAGCCCAAGUUAUUGGUGGCGUUGGUGCUGGAGCUGAAGAUAGUGGUGAAAGUAGGACUGGAGCAUCUCUUCAUGUGACCAGUGGGGUACCAGAACCGCCUUCUGACAGCUGUGAUGGACAUCCUUCGGACACUGCCAGGCACCUCCACCAACUUCAACCCCAAGACUUUUGGAACUAUCAACAACAAUCCGCUUGCUCGCCUCCGGGUCGGCCCGAAGAACCAUUCUGUCCCGUAUUGAGCAGAGACGGAAGCCGCGUCCUCCUGUGGCCCUCGGAGAUGGUCAGCUACACCAAGACGUCGCCCUCGCUCUCCUACAGCGUCAACCCGCUGCUGUACGACUUCCGAGCCCACAGCAGGCCCAGAGGGGGCGGGGCUGAAGGGAAAGCGGGGGAGAGAAUAAAGCCAUCAGUGAUCAAACAAGCCGACUGCCAACAGAGGCGGGAAGACGCGGGGGGAGGCAGGGAGGUGAAGUUAGAUGAAAGCCAGGACGAGGAUGAAGGAGGACAGGCGGGAAAUCCUUUGGAAUAUGGAGGCCGAUGCAAAGGCGGUGGCACAGUUCCGGAUGGCGAUGAUAGCGCUUUAAAAUUCGCCUCCGCGGAUUGCCACUUCACGAAACUUGGGAAGAGGAGGAGGAGGAAGAGGAGAGGAGGGGUGAGGAGGGGGAUGAGGAGGAGGGGGAGGAGGAAAAGAGGAGAGGAGAUAAACAGUAAAAAGCGGGAAAGAGGGAGGCGGGGGAUAAUAAGGGGUCUCGGUGAGAAUCAGAUUGCCAGGCGUAAAAGAGAUGGCGCUGAAACAGAAGAGAAGCGAGAAAAGCGGCCAUUAAGUCGUCUUGGGCUGCUCGGAGGCCCCGAAAACAGGAUGAGGGGGGAGGAGAGACGGAUGAGAGGAGAUGAGGCCGAGGGCGAGGCGGCAGACAGAGCGGAGCUAUUAAGCCAUCUUCCCGUGAAUCGGUGUAAUCGCUGGAAGCAGCUGAGCGAUGUGCAGGUGAACACGGGGGCCGGCCUACAUCAAUCCCAGCAAUCAGCCUGCGGGUGGGGUCCCGGGCUCACAAAGCUCCUCUGCGGGGGUGCAGCAUGUAACACCGCGAUUAGUCCCAUUCCCGGCUCUGCUGCACAGACGCCAUGCUGCUCCGCAAUUACGGCCGAUGCGGAGACGGGGCGCAAACAUCAAGCGGGAGAUGAGGAAGGGCGGGAAGAUGAGGAGCGCUGGAUUCUGAGGGAGGUAAGAGCUCAGGAAUCAAGCAUGUGCGAGGCGGCGAUCGACGGCGUCUCAUCUCCCCGCCAAGCGUGCCAGCGCCAAAUCCAUCUUGCUCCUUCUCUGCGUGGGGAAACAGCAUGUGAUCCGGCGAUUAGCCCGGCCCCCCUUUCCUUUAGAGACACAGCGUGUGCUCAAAGACAAACGUUAGCGGCGGGACAUCAUCUCAUGUUUGAGCCGCGCUGCUCGCCACAAAAGACGGAAAACGAGGUGAGUGGCAGAUCAGGUCGCACAAACACACAAACCCUCGCUGGUGAGGCCACUCCACAGGAAGCGAGAGCGGCGGCCGGUGGCGGCAAGAGGAAGUUGACGGAGUGUGGCGAAGCAACGUCACGGAAGGAAGCCAAAAGAGGACAGAGACAAGCGCGAAGCAUCGCUGUAGUCGCUUUAGACUUCUCCUGUAACCCCGACACACAUGACAGCACACAGGCGGGUGAAGCCAGCAGCAAGGAGGCGGAGCCAAACCUCCUUUCACCUGACAGGACAAACCAAAGUCACCUUCAAACCCACCAAGAUGGCUGCGACCCUGGUCGGCUAAGUUCAAGUGGACCAGACCAUCACACCUGGGUCGCACCUCACGGGCGCCGUUGUGAAAAUGUUCAAAGCGUCGAUGACCAUGAACGCCACGCACCUGUUGACCCGCCCCCUGAUGACAUCACGUCGGCACUCAUGGACGAGCAUGGCGCAUGUGAAGGCAAACACGACCACAGCGUCGCGAGUCAGGGUGAUGCCAUCACGCCUCCUAGUGGCCACGAUGGCAGUCAGCGCUGCCAUGUGGGUGAGAAGGACACCACGGCGGCGGAUGUUGUCUCAAAGGAGAACAGGCAGACGAGGAGGAGGUCUCGUCUCCCCCAUAACUUACCCCCUGGCUGCCUCCCCCUCCAGGCUCCUCCUCUUCUCAUCCCGCCCUCCUCCUCAUCCUCGUUCUCCUUCCAUCACACCAUCAUCCAACACCACCUCUCCCUUCUGCCGCCACCUCUGCCCAUCCCCUCCUACCCGCAUCUGUUGCCACCCUUUGCCCCUUACCCCCUCAGCUUGAACCCUCCUCCUGGUCCUCCACCACCACCCAUUCCUCCAUCUUUCUAUGCCCCGCCACCCAUCCGUCUCCUGGAUGUGGCGGCUGCGUAUCCCCUGGCGGCGGAGUUUCAUCCCGUGGUGAAUCGCCAUCCUCCUUUGUUGGUCCCGCCCCACCCCGCAGCCCUGCCCCUGCAGGUGUUGUUCUGAGAGGGGGUGUUUGAACACAUCCAGGAAGACCAGAUGGGGCUCAGGAGGUAGAGCGGGCCGCCCAGCAACCAGAGGGUUCUCGGUUCGAAUCCCGCUCACAGCUGCUGUGUUGGGUUGGGUUAAAUGCAUAAAGGAAUUUCACUGUACGUUGUACACGUGACAGAAUAAAGAUCUUUCUUUCUUAAUUAUCUUCAUCAGUGGCUCCUAAUGAGUCUCAGGUGCUGUGCCAGUGGAGGGCGGCGGUGCUGAUGCACAGCUGUGCUGCUUUGCCUUCACACUUCAAUCAGUUUGCAAUUUAAAGCCGCACGUGUUGGACUUUUACAUUCAAACCUCUCUCAUGGGCUGAAAUGUUUGACGUUUGUGUAGAAGUCUUAUUAGUCCACCGCAAGCUUUGUUGGGGGUGUUUCUUAAGCAGGAGGUCACGUGACACAAUAAGUGUCUUGAUAUCAGGAUAUCAGGAAUUUAAUGGUAUCAAUGGAAGAAUCACAAUGGCUCCGCCCAUCUGUUCAUCCUCCUCCAUGAACGAGGAAGUAGUCUGCUAGCGAAAGUGAGAAGGUCAUGUCUGGUUGUCCACAGUUAAUAGUUGAGCCUUGGCGGAGGUCUCAUUUAUAAAUAUGUGGUAAUACACGUCAAAUUCAGAACAGAAGUUCAUAUACGAUCAUAAGUCAGAAGCGCCCAUGUAGCGCCAGCGUGACGGCCAGGCUCAAGGCCCGACCGUGACUCAGAUUCAUCUUUCAUGAUCAAGCAUUACCAGACAUUUUAUACUUUCAAACGCCUUUAAUAAGCGUGUGGGGCAUAUUUGGGGUUAGCUUGCUAGCUUUAGCACAAUGGCAAUGCAAGAGAGACGGGGUCACUUUUAUUGCAAAUGUUGGUUGCGGUUGGGGUUAAGGGUUGGGGGGAGCGAGCCAUGUGUCGAAAAUAGGCAUUUUUAUGGCCGUAUCAAUUACUCAUACAGUAUUUCGCCAUUCAGGUGUGGUCUUGGACGUAAAAGCGGGGGUCUACUGUACAUGAUGAUUAUACACGUAGCAUUGCAUUGCAUAACACAUCUAAUGGUGGAUCAGACACAUAUGAAACAUCAUCGUUCCAAGUGAAUCAAAUGAAUCAAACACGCAAUCAAUAAUGUAUAGAUACUGUAGCUAUAGACCAUAUUGACUUUAAACAUUAGGUUUAACCUGUGAGGACAUUUUUAUUUGCUGCUCUAAAAAUACCAAGAUGGUGAAGUUCACAUUGUGACUCAUGCAGUACAAUUUCUCAUGUCUGUGGACCUUGUGUGCUGACUCUUUGCACUUUACCCUCAUACACUCUCAUACUCGCUCAUACACUACAUACUCUCAUACACUCUCAUACUCCACAUACAUUACAUACCCUCAUACACUCUCAUAAACUCUCAUAAACUACAUACUGUCAUAAACUUUACAUACUCUCAUACACUCUCAUAUGCUACAUACACCGAAGGACCCGUUUUGACCCAAAUGGAACAAACCUUGAAAUAGUUACUGAGAGAAAGUUGGCUGGUUUAGUGGUGAUACUAUGCAUGCCGAUACAGUAGUGUAUAAGCAGUACACCAAAAGCGUAAGGUUGUUACAUUACUGCUAAAGUGCUUUGAAUAUGCAUGCUAAUAAUAAUGCCCUGCGUCAAACUGAGAGAUGUUUUUAAUACUGUAGGGUGAUCAGUGCCUCCCGAAUUCCGUACAACAAAUUUCAGCUAGCCAGCGUACACGUGCAGUCGUAUGCCAGUUACCAAUGUUGAUCCUGGAACACACUGUUUACUUGGAAAAAUCCAUGCUUGCAAUAUUAGUGCUAGCUCUACAGUACCGUACCAGCUUUUUCUCAUUCAUUUGUUCCAAAAGGUCCAAUAAAAACUUAAACAUAUGAAAACCAAGACAAAUUUUCCCGUAGGAAAUCACGUAAAUCCAAUUAAUCUGUUCCAGACACCCAAAAAUAUGAAAAAACAAACAUUUUAUAGAGCAUAAAUAUAGUUUCACAUGCAGAAAGCAAUGUGAAAUCUAAAUGAGGAAUGGAUGGAACUUAUUGUUGAUGCAGACUUCCUUCCUGUACAUCCUGGCGAGAUUGAAUUGAAUAAUGUUUCUCACCUUCUUUAUCAAAGUGCUGGCACUCACAACUUCUCUGGCCCCAUGGUGGGUUAUUUUGCAGUCACACUCAAUUUUUUAAAAAAAGCACGGACAGUGGAUGAGCAACGCAUAGGGUGCUUUGUUUGGGCACUCAACUCCGCGGCAACGAGACGGUCAGGGCAAACAGACCAGUUUGUUACGUGAGAACCAAGGAAACAUUUGGGUGAAAAUUUACGAUACAAACCAAACCAUAGGAAAAUGAAAACGUUUGACUGUACACGUAUAAAUAUAGUAGUAUUGUUAAAUGAAUAGCUCUCUGACAGCCUCCAUCGAAGCCAAGGCAGAACGUGAUUAGCUGGCGUACCUAAUGAAAUGGCUGUGGGUGUACGCUGAAGGCCAGGCUGUGCAGAACUUUCCAGAAAGUCACGUCUGACUGGAGAACAAGAAAUCCACGAUGUUCGAUUCCACCCAGCCUGCUCACUCCCGCCCGCCACCCCCCAGAGUAAACAUGCUGAUGGUGCAGCAGAUGCUGAGUAUUUUGGGCGGGUUGCCAUGGUGACACUGAGGUACACGACACACAGUGUGUUCAUUUUGUGUCAAUUAGAAACGAAAACAGCCUGGCUGUAUUUUUGUAGACAAGCCUCAGUUGAAUGAGGUUGACUUUUUCUACUUUGUGCCGACGCCACUUAGGAUGAAAACUUCCACUGACUUUAAUUUCAAGAAAUACAACUUUUAUUUAGGAAUAUUUGCUUUCUUAUUGUGGAAUAGCUCACUUGUGAUUGAAAUGACAAAUGGAAAUACAUGAAAUAAAUCAACAAAGUUGACAUCAAAGUGUCCUGCCUCCUUUUGAAAGAGAAAAGCAACACCUGAAAACGUUUCUUUUGAUGGACAUUUCAAGUCCUUUUUCAAGCUGAAAUGACACACAGCACACGUGCACGCACAUCAGACCACGUGCAAAGCAA
Dunckerocampus dactyliophorus (ringed pipefish) is the source of this 13716-nucleotide messenger RNA. RefSeq names its product zinc finger protein 804A (gene znf804a). Bases 7165 to 10683 code for a protein of 1172 amino acids. Lineage: Eukaryota; Metazoa; Chordata; Actinopteri; Syngnathiformes; Syngnathidae. The record is from RefSeq and is a predicted model, not a curated record. Gene Ontology annotation, cellular component: nucleus. The transcript has 6 exons.